AUGGGGAACCACGGCUCGAACCUGGAAGACAUCCUGGCAGAGGACAUGCACCACUGGUACAACAAGUUCAUGCGAGAGUCUCCGUCAGGCCUCAUCACGCUGUUCGAGCUGAAGGCCAUUCUGGGCUUGAAGGGCAUGAAUGAGGACGCCAACGGCUACGUGGACCAGGUGUUCUACACCUUCGACAUGGAUGGGGACGGCUACAUAGACUUCGUGGAAUAUAUCGCCGCCAUCAGUCUGAUGCUGAAAGGAGAAAUCAACCAGAAACUAAAGUGGUACUUCAAACUGUUUGACCAGGACGGCAACGGAAAGAUCGACAAGGACGAACUGGAGACCAUCUUCUCGGCCAUUCAGGACAUCACACGGAACAGAGAUAUUGACCCAGAAGAGAUCGUCGCACUCAUAUUUGAGAGGAUAGACGUGAAAGGAGAAGGUAAAGAAAUCCCAGUCAACUAAACAUGUACAAAUUUAACUCACCCAUUAAAACCUCUGUCUUCCACCUCUGACCAGGUGAGUUGACACUUGAGGAGUUCAUCGAAGG
This is a messenger RNA of Paralichthys olivaceus (Japanese flounder), 541 nucleotides long. The record is from RefSeq and is a predicted model, not a curated record. Lineage: Eukaryota; Metazoa; Chordata; Actinopteri; Pleuronectiformes; Paralichthyidae.